AUUUUGUGGUGCAGCCUGCUCCAGCAGUGACCUACAGAACCAUUGGUGGGAUCCUUGAUUUCUAUAUCUUCUUGGGGAACACUCCAGAGCAAGUAGUCCAGGAGUAUCUGAAGCUCGUGGGACUGCCACAGUUGCCCUCCUACUGGAGCCUGGGCUUCCAGCUCAGCCGCUGGAAUUACGGCUCUCUGGAUGAGGUGAAGAGAGUGGUGGAGAGGAACAGGGCGAUUGGACUCCCUUAUGAUGCUCAGAUCACUGAUAUUGACUAUAUGGAGGAAAAGAAAGAUUUUACUUAUGACAAAGUGAAGUUUCAAGAUCUCCCUAAUUUUGCAGCUUAUAUGCAUGCCUAUGAUCAAAAAUAUAUUAUUAUAUUGGAUCCUGCUAUUAGCACACAAAAUCUAGUUGACGGUACUCCAUAUGAAAGCUACACCAGGGGAGAGAGCAAGAAAGUCUGGGUUAAUGAAUCAGACGGAGUAACAGCAUUACUUGGGGAGGUGUGGCCAGGGGAAACAGUGUUCCCAGACUUCACCAACCCGGACUGUACUAGCUGGUGGGUGGAAGAAUGCAAACUGUUUUAUGAUGCAGUGCCGUAUGAUGGGAUCUGGAUUGAUAUGAAUGAAGUCUCAAACUUCAUUAAAGGCUCGAAAAACGGUUGUGCGCAGAAUGACUUAAACUACCCUCCUUUCACUCCCAGUAUUCUUGAUAAGCUCAUGUUUUCCAAGACGCUUUGUAUGGACGCAGUGCAGGCAUGGGGGAAACAUUAUGAUGUCCACAGUCUUUAUGGAUAUUCCAUGAUCUUAUCAACACAGAAAGCCAUCGAAGCACUGUUUCCUGGAAAACGAAGCUUUCUUAUUUCAAGGUCUACUUUUAUGGGAUCAGGGAAGCACACAGGACACUGGCUGGGAGAUAAUGCAGCAACAUGGGAUUACUUAAGAUGGGCCAUACCUGGAAUGCUGGACUUUAACCUCUUUGGACUUCCUUAUAUCGGAGCAGAUAUUUGUGGUUUCUAUGACAACACUACAGAAGAACUUUGUAGAAGAUGGAUGCAAGUAGGAGCAUUUUACCCCUUUUCCAGGAAUCACAAUGCUGAAGGAUACAUACCACAGGAUCCAGCUGCCUUUGGACCUGAUUCAGUCUUGGUGAAAACCUCCAAGCAUUACUUGAACAUCCGCUACACUUUGCUGCCCUACCUGUAUACACUCUUUUACAAAGCUCAUACUCAAGGAGACACAGUUGUACGGCCAGUUUUGCACGAGUUCUACUCUGAUGAAGUGACGUGGAGUGUCGAUAGGCAGUUCCUGUGGGGUCCUGGGCUGCUUAUUUCCCCUGUACUUGACCCGGGUGUGGAUGCAAUUCAAGCAUAUAUUCCUGAUGCAGUAUGGUAUGAGUACGAUACGGGGGCACAAAUCUCAGUGAGAAAACAAUGGACCACGAUGUCCCUGCCAGCAGACAAGCUGGGACUCCAUUUGCGAGGAGGAUUCAUCUACCCUACUCAGCAACCAGCGAACACCACAGUGGCAAG
Molecule: messenger RNA, 1519 nt
Organism: Leptosomus discolor (cuckoo roller)
Lineage: Eukaryota; Metazoa; Chordata; Aves; Leptosomiformes; Leptosomidae
Source: RefSeq, a predicted model, not a curated record